This is a messenger RNA of Trifolium pratense (red clover), 594 nucleotides long. Its product is annotated as DNA-directed RNA polymerase subunit 10-like protein. The transcript is spliced from 4 exons. Lineage: Eukaryota; Viridiplantae; Streptophyta; Magnoliopsida; Fabales; Fabaceae. Gene Ontology annotation, molecular function: zinc ion binding; DNA binding; DNA-directed RNA polymerase activity. Gene Ontology annotation, cellular component: RNA polymerase III complex; RNA polymerase I complex; RNA polymerase II, core complex. The record is from RefSeq and is a predicted model, not a curated record. Bases 118 to 333 code for a protein of 71 amino acids. Gene Ontology annotation, biological process: tRNA transcription by RNA polymerase III; transcription by RNA polymerase I; transcription by RNA polymerase II.
AACCCGGCCUAUAAAAUCUUAACCCCUCAAUUCAAAGGCUGAAAACGCUAUUCCUUCUUCUUCGUGUUCGUUCGUUGUAGCGUGCGUAGCAGAGAGUACAGAGAGAGAGAGGAGAAAAUGAUUAUCCCUGUUCGUUGUUUCACCUGUGGAAAGGUCAUUGGAAACAAAUGGGAUUCGUAUCUUGACUUUCUGCAAGCUGAUUACACUGAAGGAGAUGCACUGGAUGCUUUGGGUCUGGUUCGUUAUUGUUGUAGGCGCAUGCUUAUGACCCAUGUUGACCUUAUUGAGAAACUACUGAAUUACAAUUCUCUUGAAAAGCAUGAUGCCAAUUGAGGAUUCAUACAGAACUACAGACGACCAAGAUAUGUCAGUUGCACCGCAAGUCCUAUGGCCAUAAGUCAAUAUUUUUGUUUUUGUCCUUUUCCAUCUAUAAAUUGUGUUGUAACAAGCAGUUUUAUUGUGUUCUGGAUCAGUUGUAGUUGUUGAGAGGCUACUGUAAGGUGCAGCUUAUGCUAAUUACUUUUUAAUUUUAGAAUGUGUGAUAUACAUAUGUGUUUUAGUAGUUAUUGUAGAAUAUCUGAAAUUGGGUUACUA